AUGCUGUGCCUUUCAUGCCUGCUCCCUGCAUCCACGCUCUCGCUCUUCCUGCGCGUUGUCACACUGAAGAGACUUCCCUCCCCCAAGGUCUGCAACUUCUCAUCCCAGCAGGUCGCUCACACGGGAGAGGCAGUGGCGGGGGACAUGGAGUGCACAGGCAGCAGCUGCUCUCCACCCAACCCACCCACAGCUAAGUACCCCGCCCUUCCUCUCUUCUUCCAACCCUCGCACUGUGUUGCUUUUCAUGUCAUGCUUGCACCAUGCCAGGUCGCUCACACGGGAGUGGCAGUGGCGGGGACAUGGAGUGCACAGGCAGCAGCUGCUCUCCACCCAACCCACCCGCAGCUAAAAGUGGCAGUGGCGGGGGACAUGGAGUGCACAGGCAGCAGCUGCUCUCCACCCAACCCACCCGCAGCUAAGUUCCUGCCCUGCCUCUCUACUCCCGUUCUCUCUUGUUUCCUUUGCUGCAUCUCCUGUUUCUUCUUGCUUCAAACGCAAGCCUCUGGUUCAGCCAAAGCUUCAAGCCACAGACCCGUUUUUUCUAAGGUGGAGGGGAGGGGCGUGGGGGUCAACACCGCCACUUUCUCACGUCUCUCCCGUGUGGCCGUGCAGGUGGCAGUGGUGGGAGGGGAGGGGGGCAGCACUCCACUUGGCUGGGGUGGAAGGGAGAGUAUCGGGCUGGGUCGUCUGAGCCAAGGUCACGUGGGGUCUGGGGAGGGGGGCAGCAUUACACUCGGCUGGGAUGGGAAGGGAGAGUAUGGGGCUGGGUUGUCUGAAGCAAGCAGCCUGAGGCAUCAUGGCGCUCUGCAUGGCUCUGGUAGGUGGAGUUAA
This is a messenger RNA of Closterium sp. NIES-65, 831 nucleotides long. The record is from the annotation of a GenBank genome assembly. Lineage: Eukaryota; Viridiplantae; Streptophyta; Zygnematophyceae; Desmidiales; Closteriaceae.